Molecule: messenger RNA, 5659 nt
Organism: Lytechinus pictus (painted urchin)
Lineage: Eukaryota; Metazoa; Echinodermata; Echinoidea; Temnopleuroida; Toxopneustidae
Product: 5'-AMP-activated protein kinase catalytic subunit alpha-2-like
Exons: 14
Coding region: 36-1673 (545 amino acids)
Biological process (GO): protein phosphorylation; intracellular signal transduction
Cellular component (GO): cytoplasm
Molecular function (GO): ATP binding; protein serine/threonine kinase activity
Source: RefSeq, a predicted model, not a curated record
GACCUUAGCUAUAUAGCUAGCUGCACGUUCGUUCGAUGUUUACUGCCGAAAACAAGAUGACGACUAUCAAUUCUGGAGUGAAAAUAGGGCAUUAUGUCCUCGGUGAAACGAUCGGAAUGGGAACAUUUGGAAAAGUCAAAAUGGGUGAACAUCAACUGACCCAGCAUAAGGUUGCUAUCAAGAUUCUGAAUAGACAGAAGAUAAAGAACUUGGAUGUCGUCAGUAAGAUCAGACGAGAGAUUCAAAAUAUGAAACUCUUUCGUCACCCUCAUAUCAUCAAACUGUAUCAAGUUAUCAGUACACCCACUGACAUCUUCAUGGUGAUGGAAUAUGUAGCUGGAGGAGAACUCUUUGAUUAUAUCGUCAAACAUGGAAAGCUGAAGGAACAUGAAGCAAGACGAUUUUUUCAACAAAUAAUAUCUGGUGUGGAUUACUGUCAUCGUCAUAUGAUUGUACAUCGUGAUCUGAAGCCAGAAAAUCUGCUACUUGACCCCAAUCUUCAUGUUAAGAUUGCUGACUUUGGUUUGUCAAACAUGAUGACUGAUGGUGAGUUUUUGAGAACAAGCUGUGGAUCACCAAACUAUGCAGCACCAGAAGUCAUAUCUGGCAAACUGUAUGCAGGACCUGAGGUUGAUAUCUGGAGCUGUGGUGUGAUUCUCUAUGCUCUCUUAUGUGGUACACUUCCGUUUGAUGAUGAACAUGUUCCUACACUCUUCAGAAAGAUUAAAGGUGGUCAUUUCACAAUUCCUGAUCAUAUAGAGCGUUCACAAGUCAAGAGUUUGAUCCAACACAUGUUACAGGUUGAUCCACUUAAGAGAGCUACUAUUAAGGAUAUAAGAGAGCAUGACUGGUUCAAGAUUGAAAUGCCCCAGUAUCUGUUUCCUCAGAAUGAUUUUGAUGAUUCCAUCGUUGAUGUAGAGGCUGUCAAAGAAGUCUGUGAGAAAUUCAAUGUUCGAGAAGGUGAAGUGCAGAACUCAUUAAUGUGUGGUGAUCCUCAUGAUCAACUCCGGAUUGCUUACUAUCUUAUCAUUGAUAACAAGAGAAUUAUGGAUGAAGCCUCUAAGACACAAAUGAAGGAUUUCUACCUUGCUUCUAGUCCACCACCAAGGGAGUCCUAUCUUGAAGUUCAACAAGAAGCUGGUUUCCUGAUGCCCAAAGCACAUCCAGAAAGAUUAACAACUAUGACAAUGAACACCCUGGAGAACUUCAAUAACCAGAGUUCUGAGAGUCAGAGAAGAGUUCCAGCAACACCUGUUAAGAGAUCAAAGUGGCAUCUUGGUAUCAGAUCACAGAGCAGGCCACAUGAUAUCAUGGGAGAAGUCUUCAGAGCUAUGAAGGCACUCAAUUUCGAGUGGAAGGUAGUGAAUCCAUUCUAUGUGAGAGUUAGACGAACCAAUCCACUGACCGGUGCUCAGAUUAAGAUGGGUCUUCAACUCUAUCAGGUGGACAGUAAGAGUUACCUACUGGACUUUAAGAGCUUGACCAAUCCAAGGGACAGUGGCAUGAGCAACUUUGGUUCUGAUGAUCGAAUGGAUGUGGAGGAGCCCAUGUCACCGCGAUCACCGACCACACCACCGUUCCCUCAAUCUCCUGGUUCACCACGAUGUAUGCAGCACUGUACCAUGGAAUUCUUUGAGAUGUGCGCUAGUCUGAUCGCUACUCUUGCACGAUGAAGAUGGUCUGGAUCAGUUGAUGGCCAAGAACCAACAGAGUUGGCUCAAAUCAGUGUCAAUAUACCCUUGUAUUUGUCCCUUAUUUAGAUCCUAUUGGCCUGAUUCAAGUAAGUUGGUUCACUAAUGCCAGACCGAUGCUGCUUGUCGCUGGUGCAAUUGCCUUCAGACUGGCAGACCAAUGAAAUAAAGAAAUAUAUUUAGAAAUUCAGAGUCAAAGACUGAACCGGUUUAAAAACUAAAUGUCAUAAAAAAUUCAUUUAUCAGAUUUCAAACCAAGUUGAACUAUGGAAAUAAAAUUACCAUAGAGGACCACUCAGUGUUCCUCCUUGGAUUUAUCAGCCUUUAAAGUGAUAAUCUUGAUACACUAACUGUGUAGCAGUCUUCAAAAGAUGAUGACAAAUUGGGGGUCAAGCCAUUGGCUACACACCAUAGUUCAACCCUCCUAAGCCGUGUCCGACUAAAGCAUUCGGUGCCACAAUAUCUUAUUUAUUUUCGUUUUCACACUCAUUGCAAUUCACCAGAAAUUCCCAGAAAGAUUUUCUGUGUUUUUCGCUGUGAAUUUAUUCUGGUUUUGCUUUACAAAAUAGAUAUAUAUGUUUUACAUAUAGAUGAUGUUUACAGUACUUCAUGUACUUUAUAUUUGUUGUGUGUUAUUACAUGUUCAUACAUCAAGGUAACAUUAUUAGCCCAUGGAUGACUGAGUAUGAGAUGUCAAUGUUUAAAUUCAUAGCAGUAAUGAAUUUCAAGGAAUAGAUCGAAGGUUAUGAAUGAAAGUUUGAAAGGUGACUUCUUUUUUUAGUCCUUAGAUUAUUUAGGGAAUGAAAUGAUAGAUUUACAUUCGUUAUCAGACUGUAUUUUGAAGUUGAAGAUUAUACUGAGAUACCUUUUUAACGGUUUUUGCUGAUAGGGUGUUGCAAAACAUUAACUAUCAAUAGACCAGUUCGUAGUUACUUCAUGGAAAAUUUUGGUCAAAUUACCUUUCAUUUCUUUCAUUGUGAUAGGCAGAUUUCAAAGCAAGAUAUUAUGUAAGCAUGUCUUACAUAGCAGGAUGAUGAAAUUGAAUAGACCAGGUGACUAGAAUAGCACACCAAUGAACACUCUAUUAAGGUAUUUGUUGCAAUUCUACUUUGAAUGCAUAUUAGAGCAUUUUGUACAAUUUACUUGGCAAACUGAAAUACCAGUCGUUCGUGGACGCAUUAUUUUUUUUUGUGGAUGUAAAUGAAAACAUAAUUUAAAAGAAUAUAUGAAUAAUCAAGACAUUAAAGUUGUUGCUUAUCUCAUUAGAUUUUAAACCACCAUGUCACUUCAGUACCAAUGACCUUCCUCUGAUCAUGCGCAGAGUGGAACUACGAACUGGCUUAUUUCAAAUCUAUUUGGGGUCUUCAAAUCGAUAACGUGUUCAGAGUUUGCGAAGAUGUCUGAGAUUAAAUCUUUAUCGGAAUUCUCUGUAUGUUUAGAUGUUUAUUAGACCAACCUAUUGGUUUCUAUUAUAAUAGUUUGAAGAUGGUAUUGACGUAUGGUAUUUGUGGUCUCCACUUUGUUGAAUGCAGUUUGCUUUUGACUAAGUCAUUUGAUGUUAUGAAAAUCCUUUGCUUGACUAAUUGUUAAAGAAAGAAAAGUGUAUGAUAGGUUUAUUGCUUCAUUAAUUGAAACUGAAAAUUUAUUGUUUUAUAUCUUUUUCUUUAAUCAUGACCAUCAUGGCCAUGUAUUUUUUCACUUACAGUUUUUAUUGGAAAAUUGAAUCAGGAUUUUGAAUAACUUUUUUUUUAAAUUCAUGUCUUUAUUUGAUCAUGUUGGCUUAGCCAUAUACAAAUUAUAUAAAUAUGAUACUUUAUCAUCGUAAAAGAUAUGAUGUAAAACUGAAUUAACAGAUAAUGAAAUUAUAUUUUUAUGCUGGUGGAGAUUUGAAAGAGAAAAUAAGGCUCCCACUUAAAACUUGAAAUAUGUAAAUAGCAAAAUCUUUAUAUGAGUUCUGAUGAUACAACAGAUCUGUGUACAGUGUAUAUACGUCAAUUAAUUUGAAAGAUUAAGCACUUGAGUUUGCAUACAUGCUUUUUGGGCCUUGUGUGAAAAGUACUAUUGAAUGUUUUCACAUCGCAAGGAAUUAAUUAUUCUUGUUCAAUACUAAUUGGAUGAAUUAUUUACGUGUGUAUCAAUUUUCUAUAUUUUCUUUUUUCUAUACCCAUGGCAAACAAGAUUUUACUAUUAGAACAAUUUUGUUUUUUCAAUAUGAAUGUUAGAGAAGAGCUUCAGGAGUAGAAAUAAGGAUUAUUCAAUAUGAAGAAUUGUUGUGCUAUCUGAAAGACCAAAUGUAAAUUUGAUUCAUCUGGUAAUUUUCUGCUGGGCAAGAGUCCCAUUUGUCCCCUUCGCUGAAAAAAUAUAUACACGUAUAUUGAUAUGGCUUAACAUGGAACAUAAAAAAGUUUGAUGCACACCAAAAUAUCACGGCUUUAUUCCCUUGAAUUUUGAAGCAAGUGUAAUUUGUGCAAUUUCCAUUGAAAUAGUUUUGUUAAGUCAGAAGAAAUAAAUUAAUUGCAGUCUUUAGGGUUAGACUAAUCCCAAUUUGGUUUUAUAAUCACUUUUAACCCUUUUCCUUUAUUGAAUUCACACCAGCUUAAUACUUAGUGUGGAAACUGUUAUAAUAUGUACCUGUGUUUCUCCUACCAUCCCCUCACUUUGAAAGCACAUUAUCCUGGGGUACAUUUCAUAAAGAGUUACAAUUAUUACAAUACAACUUUAAAUUAUGGUAACUACUAUGGAAACCUUGAUUGUGAUUGGCUGCUGAGCCCUGUUACCAUGGUAGUUACCAUAAUAACAAAGUUACAAUAGUUGUAACUAUUUAUGAAGCGGACCCCUGGUGUUUUCUUGGCAGCUCAUAAAUGUAACAUGGUUGACUAGCCCUUGUGUGCCAGGGCAAAGAAUGUGGUUUAUGAGUGCAGUGCACACAUGCUCAAUAUUCUGAGUGACAAAAUAUUCAAGGGCAGUAAGAUGUAAUCUAAAUCCUGCAAAACAGUAUAUGGGCAAUUCCAUUAAAUGAUCAACCUUUUUGUAUAUCCCAUCUCCAUUUUUGUCAAGUUUUACUUCACUUCAUAAAUUGACCUAGUAAUUGUCUUUUGAGAGCAUUGCAGACUGUCAAAAGAACAAGAAUCAGAGACAGAAAAUUUUGUGAAGGUCCCACAAAGAGGGGGUCGGACGUAUAUAUUUUAUGGAAUUGCCCAUAUGCAUCAAAUUAUAUUUAUAACUAAUAAAAUCUGGAAUGAUUUCUCUGAUUUCAGACAGCUGCAAUGUAAUUUCACUGGUCACGAGGAUAAACAUACUGUACAUUCUAAUACAGAGAUACCCAGGUAUUACCAACUGUACAGUGAUUAUUUGUUUGUUAUUGGUGUGUACCCAUUAUUAUGUUUAUUUCAUAACCAUAUGCCACUUUAUUAUAUGAUAAAAUGUUUUUUAGUGGGAGGUUUGCCUCAUUUUGUUUAGGAAACUUAUAAUUGUGUUCAUCUUAUCUCCUGUACACUUUUUGAAAAGCAUCUCAUGUAAAACUUGAAGACUAUAUAUGGGUGCAAUCAGUAUAGAAUGUCUGUUAGGCUUGUUAUAGGGUUACAUCCCUUUUUUCUUUGCGCUUCCUGGGCUUUUUCAUAAGUUUGUGACCUUACGCAUGACUGACCACCUGUUCUCAUGCUAAAUUAUAUAUUCAUAUGUAGCUGACUUAAAGGGAUCGUUUAACUUUGUGAGCAGCUGAUUUAAAAAAUUCUCAAAACUGAGUUGAAACGUGCAUAUGAGUGCUUGUAUUUGUCCUCAAAAACCCUGAAACAGACCACAAUAUAGGAUGAAAAACUCUAAUUUAGAUACAAGUAGCAAUUUAUUAGCCUGAUUUUGAGAACCGUCUAGUAGACGGGUUCAGCUUAUGACCAGUUUUCUCCAAUUCAAAAAGUCUGUUGGCUAUUUUGACUGCCUUCUGUUGUGUGUAUCUCCUAUACACACACUAU